CACGAACGGACGUGUGGCGCUGGUGCUCUCGAGAGGAAAAAUUAUCCCCCCCCCCCUCAUCCUCUUCCAUCGUCACACCUUUUUUUUUUUUUAAUCGAAACAAGACUCCCUUUUUUAUUUAAAAAAAAUCUCCCUCCGUGUGUGUCGUGAUACCUGUUGGUUGCGGGGCUAACUUGAGCCGAUUGCCUGUGCUGUGUCGAACUCUAGGAGCGUGUUUAGUAUCAUUAAAAAAAUAGUAAUCCCGAAAGAGCUCUUAAUCAAAACUCGAGCGCAUAUCCGUUAAGACUUAAAAUAAAAAUAUCGAGUAAUUAAAAGAGAAAGAGAGGAAACUAAACCGCGAAGAUGGUGGUCGAAGACAAGAAGAAGACGAGCAAAGCCGGAGCGAAGGACAAGCGGCCGAUUACGCCGUCGGAGAAAUGCAUCUGCCAGAUCUGCACGUGUGGGCGCCACAGAUGUCCCCACUCGCAGCCCACCGCGCGGCGCUGGCAGCAUACAGCCCUCUACGACGAAUCUGCCGAAAUCUCCUACUCCACUGAACAGAGCUCGGCCUACCGCUCCUACUCGACCUCCGAACACCAGGCGGCGCUCAAGAUGGAGAGGAAGCAGUACGGGGACAAGUCCAACGUCGACGGCCGGUUAGAGCUGUCUGAGGCUCGAGACUCACAGAGCCUCAGCCACGGCCUCGACCAGCAGAGUUCCUCGUUCUCAGCAGUUCAGCAGAGCUCCUCCUCCUCCUCCAGCAAGGUCCAGCAGAGCAGCUCGGAACAGAAGCAGUUCUCGUCCUCCAGCAUUAGCCAAGAGCGCGUGAGUAGUAGCUCUCUGCAGCAACAGCAGACCAAGGAGGAGCUUCAGCGCUUUGCCGAAACGCUUACUCUCAAGGACGACCUGUUCAGUACGCAGGAACAGCAACAACAGCUACAGGGGAGAGUCACCUCACACGGCGCGCACACUGCCGGGCAGGAUACACAGGUAACCACAGAUUCGGACUCGCUCAGUAUCUCGAAAAAUGUCGAAUCGAAGUCGUCCUCGAUGGCAGCCACGUCCUCGUCCCAAGUUUCGAAGUCGGUCUCUUCCUCGCACGUGUCCUCCUCUUCUUCUACCUCGAUGGUCAAGGAACAGCGCUCGUCCUCGUCCUCGAAGAAGGUAUCGAGUACGGAGGAGAGCUUCAGCGUCUCCGGACAGAGCUCGCGCGACUACCGAAGCAGCAGCAGCAGCAGCAGCAGGAAGGAAUCCUCGGAGAGCAAGAGCAUGUCGCAGCAGAAGAAGAGCGUGUCGCAGGAAGUGAAGAUGGUGAAACAGAACGAGAGUCGGCAGCAGUUGUCGUCCAUGGAGAGUCAGCAGAUGACAGAGCAACAGAUGAUAGAGCAGCAGCAUCUGCAGCAGGGGCGUGAGAGCCAGGUCGCUUCGAUAGAGCACCAGCGCGGACAGGACCUGAGCGUCUCAGAAAGACUCGCCUCGAAGGAGCAGCAACAACAGGUAUCCCUCUCGAGCCAGGAGUCAUCUUCGGUGAGCCAACAGAUGUCAUCCAUGAGCCAGAAAAUGUCGUCGACCAGCGAAAGGGUUUCGCAGACGUCAUCAACGAGCCAACAAAUCUCGUCUUCGUCCAGCGAACAGGUGUCGCAGUCGAGCCAAGAGUUCUCCUCCACGAGACAGCACGUCUCGUCGAGCGAGCAGAACAUCUCGCAGAGCCUUCAGGUUUCCCACAGCGAGGAGACGUCGAGGCGGGAAGCGACGAUGGCCAGCCAGCAGAUUAGCUCAGAGUCACGAGUCACCGCCGGCCAGCACGUGGUCGACGGAACAGUGGCCAGAAAUCGCCAAGACGUUUCCAGCCUCCAGUUAGGCAAAGGAGAUUACUUCGGAAAAAGCACAGAGAAAGUGGAAUACAUGACCGUCUCAGGCCAUGCCCUGACAUCAGGCAGAAGAGCAGACAAUCUCAAACUCCAAGGCGAUCUCUACUACCCCGAGAAAACCUCCCCAGGCAAGGGAGACCGAGCAGACGUCAAAAGGCCCUCGGACAAUUUGAGACCCCAAGGUGACUUCACCGCCCCCGAGAAGACUUCACCCGGAAAGGGAGACCGAGCAGACGUCAGAAAACCCACAGACAAUUUGAGAACCGAAGGAGACUUCACCGGGAAAGAAAAGACCUCCCCGGGCAAGGGAGACCGAGCAGACGUCAAGAGACCCUCAGAUAACCUAAGACCAGAAGGAGACUUCAUCGCUCCGGACAAGACCUCACCGGGCGUUGGCGACCGCGCGGCCGUCAGGAGACCACAGGACAACCUAGCUCCGUCUGGCGAUUUCGAGGGUGUCAGCACAAGUAAAGACCAAUACAUUGUUGUCCAGGGAGAUCGAGCCGAUGUAAAGCGCUACCAAGAUUCUCUGAAAGUCGACGGGGAGUUUACCAGUGUCACUUCCAGCAAAGAGUCUUUCCAGAAACACGAAUCCAUCUCACACUCGGAGCGCGUUGUGCACCAGGACAACAUCAGACUCGAGGGUGACAUGGAAACGAUGAGAACGUCCUCGCAAAGUGAGUACAUUGAGAGGGCAGGCGACAGGCCCAAGUUACAAAGGAAGAAGACCUGGACCAAGCUGGAGGGAGAAAUGUACAUGAACAGGUCCAGCGAUGAAUACCAGUCCUAUCAACAGACUGAGAGGAGUCAGGUUAUCAGGCAUGAAGACAACCUUAAAAUGGAAGGUGUUAUGGAAGGACUUACUAAGGAUACUUCACCAAUGAAGGGUGAAAGAGCACCAGCCAAGCGACAUCCUGACAACCUGAAACUGGAAGGAAACUUUGAAGGAAAGUCACCAGAAGGUGCUCCUCUGGGAGAGAGAGCACCAAUGAAGAAAUAUCCUGACAAUUUGAAGCUUGAAGGUGACUUUGAAGGGAAACCUCAGGAUGGAGUACCAAUGGGUGACAGGGCUCCAAUGAAGCGAUAUCCAGAUAACUUAAAGUUAUCUGGUGAUUUUGAAGGUCGCCCAGAAGAGGGAGCUCCUAUUGGCCAAAGAGAAUCCAUCCAAAGGUAUCCUGAUAAUCUCAGGAUGGAGGGUGAAUUCACAGGACGUUCCCGAAGCCGCAGUCCUGUCAAGGGUGAGCGGUCCAUGAUCAAACGUCAUCCUGAUAAUCUAAAAAUGGAAGGGACCUUCGAGGGCAUGGAACGAAGUAGAAGCCCAACAAAGGGAGAGCGAGUACCAACUAAGAAGCAUCCUGACAACCUUAGGGUCGAGGGAGAUUUUCUCGGGAAGUCGCCUGAAGCUGCUCCUAAGGGUGAGCGAGCAGCAAUCAAAAAGCAUCCGGAUAAUCUAAAAAUUGAAGGAGACUUUGAGCCAAAACCCAGAGGUCGAAGCCCAACAAAGGGUGAAAGGGCCAAAACUAAGAAACAUCCUGAUAACUUAAAGGUGGAAGGAGAUUUUGAAGGAAAACCAAGGGAAGCAGCACCUAAAGGAGACAGGGCAGCUAUAAAGAAACAUGAAGAUAACCUGAAGAUGGAAGGCACACACACAAUGAGGGAGAGGAGCAAGAGCCCGGUCAAAGGGGAGAGAGCUCCAAUCAAAAAGCAUCCUGACAACCUAAAACUUCAAGGAGACUUCGAAGGGAAGCCUCAUGAUGAAGCUCCACUUCGAGGUGAGAGGGCCAAAGUCAUUCGACAUGCAGACCAAUUGCACAUGGAAGGAGAUUUCAAUAUGGAGAAGAAGGAACAGGUAACAUUCAAGGGGGAGAGAGUUGAAAUUACAAGGCAUGAAGAUAAUUUGAGGAUGGAGGGAAGCUUUACAGGGAAAGAAACUGAAUAUCAGCAGUUCAAGGGAGAAAGAAGUAAAGUUGUAAGACAUGAGGAUAACCUUCGAAUGCAAGGAGACUUUAUCGGCAAGGAAUAUGAAGAAGUGACUAUUGGAGAACGGGCACCAGUUAAAAGACACCCAGACAAUUUGCGAAUGGAAGGAGACUUCCAAGCUCCAAAACCAGGUGAAGCUCCAAGAGGGGAAAGAGCCCCUGUUAGACGCCACCCUGACAACCUAAAAAUGACUGGAGACUUCCAAGGAAAAGAAGAAGAUUACAGAAUUGUACGUGGAGAAAGAGUAGAGGUUGUCCGGCGUGAGGACAACUUGCGCAUGGAAGGAGAAUUCAUAGGUAAGGAGUAUGAGGAAGUUAUUGUAGGUGAAAGAGCACCAGUAAAAAGACACCCAGACAAUCUUCGAAUGGAUGGAGACUUUUAUGCCCCUGGUCCUGAAGAUGCUCCACGUGGAGAAAGAGCUCCUGUUAAGAAACAUCCUGAUAACCUUAAGCUAGGUGGAGACUUCCAAGGAAAACCUCGUGAAGAUGCUCCAUAUGCUGAAAGAGCUCCAGUGAAGAAACACCCAGACAAUCUUCGAAUGGAUGGAGACUUCUAUGCCCCAACUCCUGAGGAUGCUCCUCGUGGUGAGAGGGCCCCAGUAAAACGUCAUCCAGAUAAUUUACGCAUGACUGGAGAUUUUAUUGGUAAGGAAGAAGAGUACAUUAACAGGCGGGGAGAGAGAGUUGAAAUUGUGCGUCGUGAGGACAAUCUCCGAAUGGAGGGAGAAUUUAUUGGCAAAGAAUAUGAACAGGUAACAAUUGGAGAGAGGGCUCCUGUCAAGAAGCAUCCUGACAACCUAAAGAUGGUCGGUGACUUUGAAGGAAAGCCUCGUGAAGAUGCUCCUUAUGCUGAAAGAGCUCCUGUUAAGAAACACCCAGACAACCUUCGAAUGGAUGGAGCCUUUUAUGCUCCUACACCUGAAGAUGCUCCUCGAGGUGAAAGAGCGCCUGUAAAACGUCAUCCAGAUAACUUACGCAUGACUGGAGACUUCAUAGGCAAGGAAGAAGAAUACACUAUCAAGCGAGGAGAGAGAGUGGAAGUUGUUCGACGUGAGGACAAUCUGCGCAUGGAGGGAGAGUUUAUUGGCAAAGAGUAUGAACAGGUAACAAUUGGAGAAAGAGCCCCAGUCAAGAAGCAUCCUGACAAUCUCAAAAUGGUUGGAGAUUUUGAAGGAAAGCCACGUGAAGAUGCUCCAUAUGCUGAAAGAGCACCAGUAAAGAAACAUCCAGACAAUCUCCGUAUGGAUGGAGACUUCUAUGCUCCAACACCAGAGGAUGCACCACGUGGUGAGAGAGCACCUGUAAAACGUCAUCCAGACAACUUACGUAUGACUGGAGACUUCAUUGGCAAGGAAGAAGAAUACACAAUCAAACGAGGAGAGAGAGUGGAAGUUGUCCGACGUGAGGAUAAUCUUCGUAUGGAGGGAGAAUUUAUUGGCAAAGAGUAUGAACAAGUAACAAUAGGAGAAAGGGCCCCAGUUAAAAAGCAUCCCGACAAUCUCAAGAUGGUUGGAGACUUUGAAGGAAAGCCCCGUGAAGAUGCUCCAUAUGCUGAAAGAGCUCCUGUUAAGAAACACCCAGAUAAUCUUCGAAUGGAUGGAGACUUCUAUGCUCCCACCCCAGAAGAUGCACCACGUGGUGAAAGGGCUCCAGUCAAGAAACAUCCUGACAAUCUUAAGCUAGGUGGAGACUUCCAAGGAAAGCCUCGUGAAGAUGCUCCAUAUGCUGAAAGAGCUCCUGUCAAGAAACACCCAGACAAUCUUCGAAUGGAUGGAGAUUUCUAUGCUCCCACCCCAGAAGAUGCACCACGUGGUGAAAGGGCUCCAGUCAAGAAACAUCCUGACAAUCUUAAGCUAGGUGGAGACUUCCAAGGAAAGCCACGUGAAGAUGCUCCAUAUGCAGAGAGAGCUCCAGUCAAGAAACACCCAGACAAUCUUCGAAUGGAUGGAGACUUCUAUGCUCCUACUCCUGGAGAUGCUCCACGUGGUGAAAGGGCUCCAAUCAAGAAACAUCCUGACAAUCUUAAAAUGGUUGGAGACUUUGAAGGAAAGCCUCGUGAAGACGCUCCAUAUGCUCAGAGAGCUCCAGUGAAGAAACACCCAGACAACUUGCGAAUGGAUGGAGACUUCUAUGCUCCUUCUCCAGAAGAUGCUCCUAGAGGGGAAAGAGCUCCUGUUAAGAAACAUCCUGAUAACCUUAAGCUAGGUGGAGACUUCCAAGGAAAGCCUCGUGAAGAUGCUCCUUAUGCUGAAAGAGCUCCUGUCAAGAAACACCCAGAUAAUCUUCGUAUGGACGGAGACUUCUAUGCUCCUACACCUGAAGAUGCUCCCAGAGGAGAAAGAGCACCUGUUAAACGACAUCCUGAUAAUCUUCGCAUGACAGGAGACUUCAUUGGUAAAGAAGAAGAGUAUACUAUUAAACGAGGAGAGAGAGUAGAAGUUGUUAGGCGUGAAGACAAUCUCCGUAUGGAGGGAGAGUUUAUUGGGAAGGAAUAUGAGCAGGUCACUGUAGGGGAAAGGGCACCAGUCAAGAAACAUCCUGAUAAUCUUAAGAUGGUCGGAGAUUUUGAAGGGAAACCACGUGAAGAAGCUCCUUAUGCUCAAAGAGCUCCAGUCAAGAAACACCCUGACAAUCUUCGAAUGGAUGGGGACUUUUAUGCUCCAUCACCAGAAGAUGCACCACGUGGUGAGAGAGCACCUGUAAAACGUCAUCCAGAUAACUUACGCAUGACAGGAGACUUCAUAGGCAAGGAAGAAGAAUACACUAUCAAGCGAGGAGAAAGAGUGGAAGUUGUCCGACGUGAGGACAAUCUUCGUAUGGAGGGAGAAUUUAUUGGCAAAGAGUAUGAACAGGUAACAAUUGGAGAAAGAGCCCCAGUCAAGAAGCAUCCUGACAAUCUCAAAAUGGUUGGAGACUUUGAAGGAAAGCCUCGUGAAGAUGCUCCUUAUGCAGAGAGAGCUCCAGUCAAGAAACACCCAGACAACCUUCGAAUGGAUGGAGACUUCUAUGCUCCAACUCCUGGAGAUGCUCCUCGUGGUGAAAGGGCUCCAAUCAAGAAACAUCCUGACAAUCUGAAGAUGGUUGGAGACUUUGAAGGAAAGCCUCGUGAAGAUGCUCCAUAUGCAGAGAGAGCUCCAGUCAAGAAACACCCAGACAACCUUCGAAUGGAUGGAGACUUCUAUGCUCCAACUCCUGGAGAUGCUCCUCGUGGUGAAAGGGCUCCAAUCAAGAAACAUCCUGACAAUCUUAAGAUGGUUGGAGACUUUGAAGGAAAGCCUCGUGAAGACGCUCCAUAUGCAGAGAGAGCUCCAGUCAAGAAACACCCAGACAAUCUUCGAAUGGAUGGAGAUUUCUAUGCUCCUACUCCUGGAGAUGCUCCUCGUGGUGAAAGAGCUCCAUUCAAGAAACAUCCUGACAAUCUCAGAAUGGUUGGAGACUUUGAAGGAAAGCCUCGUGAAGAUGCUCCAUAUGCAGAGAGAGCUCCAGUCAAGAAACACCCAGACAACCUUCGAAUGGAUGGAGACUUCUAUGCUCCAACACCAGAGGAUGCACCACGUGGUGAGAGAGCACCUGUAAAACGUCAUCCAGAUAACUUACGCAUGACUGGAGACUUCAUUGGCAAGGAAGAAGAAUACACAAUCAAACGAGGAGAGAGGGUGGAAGUUGUUCGGCGUGAGGACAAUCUUCGCAUGGAAGGAGAAUUCAUUGGUAAGGAGUAUGAACAAGUCACAGUAGGAGAAAGAGCCCCAGUCAAGAAACAUCCUGACAAUCUUAAGAUGGUUGGAGACUUUGAAGGAAAGCCUCGUGAAGAUGCUCCUUAUGCAGAGAGAGCUCCAGUAAAGAAACACCCAGACAAUCUUCGAAUGGAUGGAGACUUCUAUGCUCCUACCCCAGAAGAUGCUCCUCGAGGUGAAAGAGCUCCUGUCAAGAAGCAUCCUGACAAUCUAAAGAUGGUUGGAGACUUUGAAGGAAAGCCUCGUGAAGAUGCUCCAUAUGCAGAGAGAGCUCCAGUCAAGAAACACCCAGACAAUCUUCGUAUGGAUGGAGAUUUCUAUGCUCCUACUCCUGGAGAUGCUCCUCGUGGUGAGAGGGCUCCAAUCAAGAAACAUCCUGACAAUCUCAGAAUGGUUGGAGACUUUGAAGGAAAGCCUCGUGAAGAUGCUCCAUAUGCAGAGAGAGCUCCAGUCAAGAAGCAUCCUGACAACCUUCGAAUGGAUGGAGACUUCUAUGCUCCAACUCCUGAGGAUGCUCCUCGUGGUGAAAGAGCUCCAGUCAAGAAACAUCCUGACAAUCUCAGAAUGGUAGGAGACUUUGAAGGAAAGCCUCGUGAAGAUGCUCCUUAUGCAGAGAGAGCUCCAGUCAAGAAACACCCAGACAAUCUUCGUAUGGAUGGAGAUUUCUAUGCUCCAACUCCUGGAGAUGCUCCUCGUGGUGAAAGGGCUCCAAUCAAGAAACAUCCUGACAAUCUUAAGAUGGUUGGAGACUUUGAAGGAAAGCCUCGUGAAGAUGCUCCAUAUGCAGAGAGAGCUCCAGUCAAGAAACAUCCUGACAACCUCCGAAUGGAUGGAGAUUUCUACGCUCCAACUCCUGGAGAUGCUCCUCGUGGUGAAAGGGCUCCAAUCAAGAAACAUCCUGACAAUCUCAGAAUGGUUGGAGACUUUGAAGGAAAGCCUCGUGAAGAUGCUCCAUAUGCAGAGAGAGCUCCAGUCAAGAAACAUCCUGACAACCUCCGAAUGGAUGGAGAUUUCUACGCUCCAACUCCUGGAGAUGCUCCUCGUGGUGAAAGGGCUCCAAUCAAGAAACAUCCUGACAAUCUCAGAAUGGUUGGAGACUUUGAAGGAAAACCACGUGAAGAUGCUCCUUAUGCUGAAAGAGCUCCUGUUAAGAAACACCCAGACAACCUUCGAAUGGAUGGAGACUUCUAUGCACCAUCACCUGAAGAUGCACCUCGUGGUGAGAGAGCACCUGUAAAACGUCAUCCAGAUAACCUACGCAUGACUGGAGACUUUAUUGGUAAAGAAGAAGAAUACACUAUCAAGCGAGGAGAGAGAGUGGAAGUUGUUCGCCGAGAAGAUAACCUACGUAUGGAGGGAGAAUUCAUUGGAAAGGAAUAUGAGCAAGUCACAGUAGGAGAAAGAGCACCCAUCAAGAAACAUCCUGACAAUCUUAAAAUGGUUGGAGACUUUGAAGGAAAGCCUCGUGAAGAAGCUCCUUAUGCAGAGAGAGCCCCGGUUAAAAAGCACCCAGACAAUCUUCGGAUGGAUGGAGACUUCUAUGCUCCUACUCCUGGAGAUGCUCCUCGUGGUGAAAGGGCUCCAAUUAAAAAGCAUCCUGAUAAUCUCAGAAUGGUUGGAGACUUUGAAGGAAAGCCUCGUGAAGACGCUCCAUAUGCAGAGAGAGCUCCAGUCAAGAAACACCCAGACAAUCUUCGUAUGGAUGGAGACUUCUAUGCUCCUACUCCUGGAGAUGCUCCUCGUGGUGAAAGGGCUCCAAUUAAAAAGCAUCCUGAUAAUCUCAGAAUGGUUGGAGACUUUGAAGGAAAGCCUCGUGAAGACGCUCCAUAUGCAGAGAGAGCUCCAGUCAAGAAGCAUCCUGAUAACCUCCGAAUGGAUGGAGAUUUCUAUGCUCCUACUCCUGGAGAUGCUCCUCGUGGUGAAAGGGCUCCAAUCAAGAAGCAUCCUGACAAUCUCAGAAUGGUUGGAGACUUUGAAGGAAAGCCUCGUGAAGACGCUCCAUAUGCAGAGAGAGCUCCAGUCAAGAAACAUCCAGACAAUCUCCGAAUGGAUGGAGACUUCUACGCUCCAACACCUGAAGAUGCACCACGUGGUGAGAGAGCACCAGUGAAACGUCAUCCCGAUAACUUGCAAAUGACUGGUGAGUUUGUUGGCAAAGAAGAGGAAUUCAUAUUCAAGCGGGGAGAGAGGGUUGAUGUUGUUCGCCGAGAAGACAAUCUGCGGAUGGAAGGAGAAUUUAUUGGCAAAGAACAUGAGCAAGUAACUGUGGGAGAGAGGGCUCCAGUGAAGAGACAUCCUGACAACCUUCGAAUGGAUGGUGACUUCUACGCUCCAACUCCAGAAGAUGCACCAAAAGGUGAAAGAGCACCUGUAAAACGUCAUCCAGACAACCUUCGUAUGACAGGGAAAUUCGAAGGAAAGGAAGAGGAACACGUUUUUACUCGAGGGGAAAGAGCAGAAAUUGUGCGUAGAGAAGACAACCUCCAUAUGGUAGGAGAAUUUAUUGGUAAAGAAUAUGAAGAGGUUAAAAUUGGUGAAAGGGUAUCUGUGAAGAAACAUGAAGAUAAUCUUAGAAUGGAUGGACAAUUCUAUGCUCCAACCCCAGAAGAUGCUCCACGUGGUGAAAGGGCUCCAAUCAAGAAACAUCCUGACAACCUUAGAAUGGUUGGAGACUUUGAAGGAAAGCCUCGUGAAGAUGCUCCAUAUGCAGAGAGAGCUCCAGUCAAGAAACACCCAGACAAUCUUCGUAUGGAUGGAGACUUCUAUAGCUCCAGUCAAGAAAAUGCUCCUCGUGGUGAAAGGGCUCCAGUCAAGAAACAUCCUGACAAUCUCAGAAUGGUUGGAGACUUUGAAGGAAAGCCUCGUGAAGAUGCUCCAUAUGCUGAGAGAGCUCCAGUCAAGAAGCAUCCUGACAAUCUUCGAAUGGAUGGAGACUUCUAUGCUCCUACUCCUGGAGAUGCUCCUCGUGGUGAAAGGGCUCCAGUCAAGAAACAUCCUGACAAUCUCAGAAUGGUUGGAGACUUUGAAGGAAAGCCACGUGAAGAUGCUCCAUAUGCAGAAAGAGCUCCAGUAAAGAAACACCCAGACAAUCUUCGAAUGGAUGGAGACUUCUAUGCUCCAUCACCUGAAGAUGUUCCUCGUGGAGAAAGAGCUCCAGUUAAGAAGCAUCCUGACAAUCUCAGGCCAGAAGGAGAUUUCAUGGGACGGCCAAGAGAUCAACAGCCUCUUAUUGGUGACAGAGCCCACAUUAGGAAGCUAGAAGAUAAUCUGCACAUGGAAGGUGACUGGAUUGGCCAAUCAAGUACACACUAUGAUUAUCCAGUUGUAAGUGGAGUGCGUCAGGAGGUGUACAGGCACUCAGACAAUUUGAAACAAGAAGGGGAAUUCAUGGGUAAAACACAUUUCACUGAUGACUACCAGCUCCAUCAGGUACAGCGCUCACAAGCAGUCAAGCACAAAGACAAUCUGACUAUUGAAGGAAAAUAUCACCUUGAGACAUUGCAAAAGGAUGCAUACAAGAUCCAUAAAGGUGUUCGAGCUGAAAUAAAGAAACACAGUGAUAAUCUCCACCUUGAAGGAGAUUUUACUGGACGUCCAAAUGAGUUAGCACCUCUUAAGGGAGAUCGAGCAUCCAUUGUACGCCAUCCCGAUCACCUAAGACCUGCUGGAGAAUUUGAGGGAAAGCCCACAGAAGAAGCACCACGAGGAGAGCGUGCCCCUGUCAAGAAACAUCCAGAUAAUCUUAAGAUGGAGGGUACCUUUGAAGGGAAACCACUCGACGAGAGUCCGCUGAGGGGAGAGAGAGCUACCAUCAAGAAACACGAAGAUUCUCUGAAGAUGGAAGGCAGCUUUGAGGGUCGACAUGUAUCUGCAGUUAAACGAGGUGAACGUGCAGAAAUUCAGAAACACACCGACACCUUGAAAAUGGAGGGAGAUAUGACAUUCAUUCGUGAAGAAGCUGCUACAAGAGGAGAGAGGGCAGAGAUCAGCAGACAUGCAGACAACUUAAAGAUGGAAGGAGAUUUAGAAAUAACAAAGAAGACAUUUGCUACUAAAGGAGAAAGAGCCACAACUCAGAAGUAUGAGGAUACCUUGAAAAUGGAGGGAGACAUGCUGAUCACUAAGAAGGAAAUGGUGACUAAAGGAGAGAGAGCAGAGAUAAAGAAACACAAGGACAGCCUUAAAAUCGACGGGGAAUUCGAAGGAAAGAAAAAGUCUGCAGUCCUGCGAGGAGAACGAGCAGAAGUAAAGAAACAUAAGGACAAUCUAAAAAUGGAGGGUGACAUGAAUAUUGAAAAGAGAACUUCUGUAGUCAAGGGUGAACGAGCGACUAUCAAAAGGCAUGAAGAUUCAUUAAAACUUGAGGGUGACAUGACCUUUACAAAAGAAGAGAGCAUUGGAAGGGGAGAAAGAGCACAUAUCAAGAAGCAUGAAGAUACAUUGAAAAUGGAAGGAUCGUUUGAAGGACGAAGGAAAUCUGCUGCAGCUGGCAAGGGUGAAAGGGCAGAUGUGAAGAAGCCUAAGGAUAACCUGAAGACAGAGGGUGAGUUUAGAACCACUCGGAAGUCUGCUGUGACAAAAGGUGAGCGUGCAGAGAUAAAGAAACAUGAAGACAAUUUGAAGAUGGAAGGAAAGCUUGAGAUAACGAAGGAAACCUCGUCGGUUGUCAAAGGUGAAAGAGCUGAGAUAAAGAAGCAUGAAGACUCUCUGAAAAUGGAAGGCUCUUUCGAAGGAAGGAGAAAGAGUGCAGCAACCUUCAAAGGAGAACGAGUUGAAAUCCGAAAACACGAAGAUCAUCUGAAAAUGGAAGGGACUUUCGAAGGAUUCCAGAGGACAAGUACACCUACUAAAGAUGGUGUGAAAAGAAAUGAAACCUUCAAAGUAAAGGGCGAACGAGCACAAGUCAAGAAACAUGAAGACAACCUGAAGAUGGAAGGAGAGUUCUAUGCACAAUCUCCGAACAUUAGCCCUAUUAAAGGAGACCGAGCAGACGUGAAAAAGCCAAAAGAUAACUUGAGUGUGACGGGGCCCUUUGAAGGCAGACCUAAAGAAGGACCUGGAGUUGGAGAACGUCCACCACCAUACAAAUAUGAUGAUAAUCUCAAAAUGGAGGGUGACUUCGAAGGUAGGAGAAGAGGAUCACCUGGAAAGGGUGAACGUCUUCCUCAGAAGAGGCAUCCUGACAAUCUCAAGAUGGAAGGGAGUAUGGAUGGACGUACAAAAGAAAGCCCUGGAACAGGGGAAAGACUUCCUCAGAAGCGGUACCCAGAUAACCUUAAGCUAGAUGGAAGCUUUGAGGGUAAAACCAAAGAAAGUCCAGGUGCUGGUGAAAGACUGCCACAGAAAAGAUACCCUGAUAACCUCAAGGUCGAAGGUGACUUUGCGGGUCGUCCCAAAGGUAGUCCAGGAGCAGGUGAACGGCUACCUCAGAAGCGCUAUCCCGACAACCUGAAGAUGGAAGGAGACUUUGAAGGUCGGCGACGAUCUUCUUCAGGCAAAGGAGACAGAGCUUCACCCACGAAAUAUGAAGACAGUCUGAAACUUGAAGGAGAGUUUACAGGAUCCAGAAGAGAGAGUGCAGUUGUUAAUGGGAAAGCAGAGGUUCAGCAAUCACAAGUUAGUGUAGCUGGAAGUAGUGGUAAGAUCCGACGUGACACUGUAGUGCUGAAAUCUGGAGAAUCCAUGGCAACUAAAUUAGCAUCGGAAUCUGUAACCUCCAAGACAGAAGAAUCAUCCUCAAUUCAGAAGUCCAGUUCUGCAAAGAGUGACACAAGCACUAACAAAGAUGUGAGGACAGUCGAGUCAUACACAGCCGAUGGGCGUAAAGUCACCCGAAUAAUAACCAAAGAAAGCAGGGAAACAAAGUCAGCCACACGUGCCGAGUCCAGGGCUACCAGUGUAAAGUCCACUACUGAAGAACGUAAGAUAUCAUCUGCUGAGGCCAAGCUUGAAGCUUCUUCUUCGCUGAGUACAUCCCAUGCCAGAGGGACAAAGGAAAAAUCUCCCACACCUGCAACAACGCCUACUGGUCGUGGUCGCCAUAACCAGUCCUCUUUCUCCUUAGGUGAGGAUUCCAGUAAGAUGGAAACAACCACACGUUCAACAGGUAUGAAACAUUCCACAUCUAAGAGCAACAUCAAUUUAGGUCUUGAAAUCAGUAAAGGAGAAUCCACAGCCACAACACGAGAGAUGGCUUCAUCCCUACGACAAGCAGAAGCUCUAGACCUCCGAGGCAGCACCAAGGUAGAUGCCUCUUCCUCCUCCUCCGCGUCUCAUGGCGCCACCCAUUCCUCACACAUCGCCGGCAGCAGCCAAGAAGAAUAUCGCAAGUGGUCCGCCAACCAUCAGCAACAGAGCGAGCAGAGGCGAGUGUCCUCCAGCAGCUCGGCCAGCAACCGCGUAGAGCAGCGAGUGACGAGAGGGCGUGGCAACGCGUCGUCCAUCACCUUCCACUCCGAGUACGACCCCUGGAGGGACGCCACCAUCACCCGGCGGGGGGAGUGGCAGAUCGUGACCCCGUGCCCCGCCUCCCUGCUCGACACCCGCGCCUCCAACUACAGACCGAAGGAGAACGCGCCCAAACCCAAGGAGCACAAGUUUUACCUCCCCAUAGUUGAGUGAGUGUGAGGCUUCCGUAGACAAAAGGACUUAAUUUGAAAAACCGUUUAAACUAUGAAGACAAACCGCCUUACAUGAUCCAAGUAAAAGGUCAUGUUAGAUAUUAAUGAUUCCUUUUAUUUUUGCACAGUAAUGCUCAUUUAACCUGUGAUGUUGACUGCCUUAAGACUGAUUCUCCAGUGUUUCUACAGUAGGAAAUGCUUAAGCUGUGAUUACUUCAAAAAGUAAGAAAAAGGGUAUACACUUGAAGAUUAUAUACAGAGCAGCUGUAAUAUUCUUGUAUGUGACAUUUCGACGAAGUGCUUUUGAAGUUGUUACAUCCCAUGCCAUUUUUACUUAUUUUUAUAAUCUAGAAUAAGACUGUAGCAUUUUUUCUCAAUCAAAACGAACGAAGACAAUAGUCUGUGCUUUCUGUACUAUUAGUGGGAAACUUUUUAACUCGAAAGGGAUAAUAUACACACACAUAUUAUAUACAACAUAUAUAAAUAUAUAUUUUUUAUCACAGUGUUCAACUUUUAACGCAAAAGAGAAAAAAAAGCAGAAACAAAGAGUAGUUCUUAGCAGGCGUUCCGUUUGCCUUUGCGUCUCGGGAUUUAGGGGACAUCUCCUGGGACGUGACGGCAAACAACGCCUUCGGGCCUCUGUCUCCGGCCUGGACCUCCGCCAAGCCCAGGGCAGACGGCUCGGCCCAGGCAUGUUGUGACCUGCCGAUUCAUGCCUUUGGUCUAACCAACCCGUGUUUUGUACAUCCCCUCUUGUCGCCAAAAGAAUGGAUAUGGGAAGUGGGAAAAGGAGGAUAGAUAUCUAGGCGCGUAUCUAGAUAUUUAAGUGCAUAUGAAGUUAUCUAAAGAAAUAUGUCUUUAGUCCAGAACCGAAAGAUUUUAUUUUUUUGUAAGUUUCUCUCCUUUUCCCAUUGUCUGUUUCCUCGUCUCCAGCGACGGAAGGAGUUAGCUAUAGUUUCUAUAUAUUUAAAAGAAAGAAAUUUGGUGCUUGGUUGUGUAUUUUUGUUUUGUUUUAGUACUGUUUAACGAAUAUAACAGAAAUGUAACGAUGCAUUUUUAAAAUGAAUUUACCCAUUAAAGACAAUGUGUGAAUUUAAAGUGUUUGGUAUACUGAUAUUAGUAUGAUUUCUAUCAAUCAAUUUGAAUUAUUUAUUUUCUAUUUUAUCGUUUUUGUUAAUAGUAUAUAUAUAUAUAUGCAUUUUAUUGAAUGAGUUCGAGGUUUCCACUGUAGUGUUAGUCGGAAAACCGAAUUAUAUGUUUGUUGGUGCCAUAAGACAGAUGAAAGCGAGGAGCUCUAACCUCGUUUUCAAACAAGUAUAUCGAUUGUUCACAACAGCAACGGGCAGAAAAAAAAUGAAAAUGAAAAGAAAAGAUGAAUAUCGCAAAAGAAAAACAAAGCGAAAGAAUAAAAAUGACCCAAGCUUGAGACAAGGCAAUAAAUUCAAAUUUAUUGAUCCUGUGUCUUCAAAAAGACUGGGAUAAGAUCCGUCCUUAUAACACCCCCACCCACCCCUCACCCACCAACACCCACCAACACCCCCGACCACAAUCCCACCUACAUUAAUAUCUUCCAUCUUGCAAACCACAUUAUAUGUAGCAUACACCGUGUUUGUAUGUCUUGCUGCACCGUCUCGCUCUCACUUUGCGUGUGUGGUUGUUCUUUGCACACACACACAAUUUUGUUUUCUUAUUUUUAAUUGUUAUUAUCACAUCUUUUUAUCAUAAUUGGUGUUGGCUUAAUAAGCUCCACUCACAAAAUCUCAUUUGUCGAAUAUUUAUACGAUUUUUGUACACAUACUUUUCGUAUAUUCCAAAACUCACAGAAUUUUAUUAUAUCACUAUAAUAUAUUUAUUAAUAAAAAAAUGGAUACCAAGCAAAGCAUCGGUGUUGCAGCUUUUUUCUUUUUUUUUUCUUUUUUUCCCUCCCAUCAUUCUUGCUACAUCAAUGUGAGUUUUGUAACUUGUUCCUAACCCCAUUGUCUAUUUUUUUUCGGUUUCCCUCCCGCCUCUUCAAGUCUUGGGUUUUUAACGAUCUUUAUAUAUAUAUUUGUUUGUCUGUUUUUUUUAUUUAAUUUACUUGAGUGUUGCUUCUCGCUGCGUUUGCACUGGAGUUGCUUCUUCGUAUGUGCUUUAUUGUUAUCAAGGUGUUUUAGAAAGAUAAUUUACAAAAAAAGUAUAUAUAAACUUUUUUUUUUUUCAAAAAUGUGAUACUACAUUUAGCUCGACAAAUAAAGUGCUUGCUUAUUUCC
Messenger RNA from Penaeus indicus, 16432 nucleotides. RefSeq lists its product as uncharacterized. The coding region runs from base 343 to 14184 and encodes 4613 amino acids. The transcript is spliced from 10 exons. Gene Ontology annotation, molecular function: microtubule binding. NCBI's taxonomy places the organism in Eukaryota, Metazoa, Arthropoda, Malacostraca, Decapoda, Penaeidae. Gene Ontology annotation, cellular component: ciliary basal body; sperm flagellum; axonemal microtubule. The record is from RefSeq and is a predicted model, not a curated record.